Messenger RNA from Umbelopsis ramanniana AG, 733 nucleotides. RefSeq lists its product as uncharacterized. The record is from RefSeq and is a predicted model, not a curated record. NCBI's taxonomy places the organism in Eukaryota, Fungi, Mucoromycota, Umbelopsidomycetes, Umbelopsidales, Umbelopsidaceae. The transcript is spliced from 2 exons. Bases 364 to 660 code for a protein of 98 amino acids.
UGAUUGAAAAGAAGCGACAGGGCGAAAUAAUGGAUGCGUUGAGUGCAGCUGGAGCAACUGAUAUUUUGCUCAUGGCAUUUACAAACUGUAGAGUCUAGAUGUUUAAAGAGUCCUAGAUGGCUUAGAUUAAAUACACCAUUUUUUUCUUUUUUAUUCUUUUUUGAAUUCACCCACCAAAAUCUACCUGUAACAAUCGAUUAAAAAGUUAUCGAAAAGCAUAAAACUUUGGGGGUAUUUAGUGUUUUCACUACUUUCACUUCCAAGCCAAUGAACAAGGUGGUUAGCGAACACGUGUAGAUGUCCACAAGUCGAAUGGCUUGGCCUGUCAGGUUUGGGGCUGAGAGCUAAUGCAAAAUAAAUUAUAUGCUACGACCUUGUUGGGCGCGAAGCACUUAUUUUUUCUUCCACUACUUUUUCUUUGCACAUACCGUGAUGACCCACCACCACCACCAUAAUCAUCAUCACAUCUCUCAACCUUCAUCUGAGGCGGGAGAGUCAGCUCCGUCUGAUAAUGUUUCGCAACCUGUCUCAACAUACGACAAAAUUAGAGGCACUUGGAAGGAAUUUGAAGGCAAAGUAGCGGAUGAUCCUGACAAAUUCCAAGAAGGUCACGAUAUGAAGCACCCUGAAGACAAACAAGCCACUCCAUCUUCCGCCUAGCUAGGCGACCAGUUGAAUUGGGUGCGGCAUAUACUAUAGACUAUAUUUAAGUACGAUAUGAUUAAAGCGCGCG